Messenger RNA from Capsicum annuum, 682 nucleotides. Its product is annotated as NADH dehydrogenase [ubiquinone] 1 alpha subcomplex subunit 2. The record is from RefSeq and is a predicted model, not a curated record. Lineage: Eukaryota; Viridiplantae; Streptophyta; Magnoliopsida; Solanales; Solanaceae. Bases 205 to 501 code for a protein of 98 amino acids. The transcript is spliced from 3 exons.
GGGCUAUUUGUGUAAUGAUCUGCCACUUGCCCAAUGGGCUGAUUCAGAAAAACUGGUCCACAUUUGGUGUAAGGUCAGAUUCGUCAAUCAAAAAUUGAGUACAGCCAUUAUAGCACAAAUCACAACUCUUGAAGCUUAUUGUUUAUUAUUUAUAUAAAGCUUCAAAGAAUAGUUGAAGGUUGAAGGUGAAAAAUUUGUGCAACAAUGGCGUGGAGAUCAAACCUCUCUCGGAACCUCAAAGAGCUUCGCAUCCUCUUUUCUCCAUCGGCAUCUGAAAGUGCUACCACUAGGUUGUUCAUUGAGAAGAACUACAGAGAUCUCAAGACCCAAAACCCCAAAUUACCUAUUUUGAUUCGUGAGGCCAGUUCUAUCGAGCCUCAGCUUUGGGCUAGAUAUGACUUGGGAGUUGAAAGGGGCAUCAAACUGGAGGGAUUGACGGAGGAGCAGAUCGCAAAGGCACUUGAGGACCUUGGUAAAGUAGGGGCAUCCGUUAAAUCUUGAUGACAUUGGAUCUGCAGAAUUGUAUGUCUUUGCAUUCAGCACUUUGUAGAGUUUCGUCCUUUCAUUGUGCUUUCUAAAAUAAUAUUUUGGUGUUAGCUAUCAUGAAUCAAACUAACCGUGCAUAAACUUGGAAGUCUGGAUAUUUGGCUUUUAUUUGGUGUUGGAAGGCAAAUGUUUGAAA